AUGCUAAGGAGGGCUAGUUGCCAGUCUUUAAGGUCACCUGCAUCUAUACAGAGUCGUCAAUUCGUGCUAGCAAGCGCUUUGACCUUUGGAAGCCUCGUUUUCGGCCGCGAUGCCCGUUUGGCAGAUGCUAUGGACAGGGGAGAACUCCAUAACAAGAAUAAUACUGGGGAACCGUUAAAAUACAAAUCAAUUGCAGAGUCUCGCCCUAUGAAACCCAACUACAAGGGCCACAUCCCGCUGUACCCUCACGAACGAGUAUUAUUGUUCGUCAUUUCAGGUCUAAAGUCGUAUUUCCAUCCGGAAGAUGGCGAAAACAUCGUCCAAUUGGGCGAAGCAUCGGCAUUCACGUUUUUUCUCGAGAACCUACAGCAAACCAUGCUGGCAGAUAAGACGGGAAGACGCAUUUUGAGGGAACAACCCGAUAUCACAUCGGAAAGCCUUGACAUGGAACGUCUUGGCAAAAUGCCACCCAAUACCUUGGGAUACAGCUACUACAAAUGGCUAAUAAAGGAAGGAGUUUCACCCGAUACCAGAGCUCCUGUCAAAUAUAUUGACGAUCCUUUACAUGCUUAUGUUUUCAAACGCUAUCGCCAAUGUCACGAUUUCUACCAUGCCAUCAAUGACCUUCCAAUCAUAAUUGAGGGUGAAAUAGCGGUCAAAGCACUCGAGGCUGCGAAUAUGGGUGUUCCCAUGGCUGCAUUGGGGGCUUUGCUGGCGCCUCUGCGCUUGAAGCCGGUGCAAAAGGACCGUUUGUACAAUGUCUACUUGCCCUGGGCUAUCAAAAGCGGUUUGAGCUCCAAGUCGCUGAUAAACGUCUACUGGGAAGAGCUUUUAGACCAUGACUUGGAUGAAAUUCGCAAACACUUGAAUCUCUCGCCUCCGCCGGACCUUAGACUGAUCAGAAAGGAAAGAGCUCAGCAGCGGAAACAGUUCAAGCUCAAAUAUGAAAAGCACGAAAUCCAGCCUUAA
Messenger RNA from Lachancea sp. 'fantastica', 969 nucleotides. The record is from the annotation of a GenBank genome assembly. Lineage: Eukaryota; Fungi; Ascomycota; Saccharomycetes; Saccharomycetales; Saccharomycetaceae.